AUGUUCAUGCAAUCCCGAACCGAAUUCAACAUGGAACAAAAUCCACCAUCUCUCCAUGAUGAUCAUCAUGACUCGAGUAGGACUAGCCCUUCCUCGUCUUCAUCAAGCCAAACAAAUUCAACGAGCUCUGUACAGCAGCAGAUUGUUGCAACAAAAUCAUGGCCACAGAAACUUGUAGAAUCAGCACCAAACUCCAUCCGACCCUAUCUUUAUCUUAUGAGGCUUGACAAGCCUAUUGGUACAUGGCUUUUAAUUUAUCCGGGUUUAUGGAGUUUGGCAUUUGCAGAUGUUGCCUCUCUCAUUCCGAGUCCUUACAAUGCAACACUACUUGCCAUCGGCGCACUCAUUAUGAGAGGUGCUGGAUGUACAGUGAAUGAUAUGUGGGAUCGAGAUUUUGACAAACAAGUCGAAAGAACCAAAAUGAGACCAAUUGCAAGUGGUCAAAUAUCAAUGAGAAAUGCUACUAUAUUCUUGACAGCUCAAUUGUUGGCUGGUUUGGCAAUUUUAGUUCAAUCCAAUUAUUAUACCAUUGCUCUGGGAGCCAGCUCUUUGUUUCUUAUGUUCACCUAUCCUCUCAUGAAAAGAAUUACGUAUUGGCCGCAGAGUUAUUUGGGCUUAACCUUUAAUUGGGGUAUUUUUGUGGGAUAUGCUUCCUUUGCUGGUUUCUGUAAUUGGUCAAUUUUAGUGCCCAUGUAUUUGGGAUCUAUUGCAUGGACUCUUGUCUAUGACACUAUUUACGCACACCAAGAUAAGAAGGAUGACAAGGAUAUUGGAGUGAAAUCCACGGCUUUACUUUUUGGAGACCGUACACGGGAAAUUUUGACAGGAUUUUCUCUGAUUUUUGGAGUUUGCACAUCUCUUGCUGGUCACAAUGCUGGAUACGACUUGGUGGAGCAGUGGCCUUAUUUCCUCGCAAUAUUUUCAUCCGUUCUGGGCUCCAUUUACAAAAUUCACACCAUCGAUUAUAACAAUCCUCAACAAUGCAUGAGAACAUUUGUUCAAAACAAGUGGAUUGGAUUUGUGAUUUUACUUGGAAUUAUUGGAGCUAAUUGGACCAAGCGAAGGAAGGAAAAGCAACGUUCUGAAUAA
Molecule: messenger RNA, 1089 nt
Organism: Naegleria fowleri
Lineage: Eukaryota; Heterolobosea; Eutetramitea; Acrasida; Naegleriidae
Exons: 1
Coding region: 1-1089 (362 amino acids)
Biological process (GO): ubiquinone biosynthetic process
Cellular component (GO): mitochondrial inner membrane
Molecular function (GO): prenyltransferase activity
Source: RefSeq, a predicted model, not a curated record